This is a messenger RNA of Fibroporia radiculosa, 2301 nucleotides long. RefSeq lists its product as uncharacterized. Lineage: Eukaryota; Fungi; Basidiomycota; Agaricomycetes; Polyporales; Fibroporiaceae. Gene Ontology annotation, molecular function: protein binding. The record is from RefSeq and is a predicted model, not a curated record. The coding region runs from base 1 to 2301 and encodes 766 amino acids. The transcript has 2 exons.
AUGAACAACCUUGGCACCGCACUGUUGAAUCGCUUCGAGCGGCGGGGCAAUCUCGCAAAUAUUGACCGGGCGAUUUCAGUGGAAGAGGACGCAGUACGCCUCACUCCUCAUGACCAUCCUGACAAGCCGAGGUAUUUGAGCAGCCUUGGCACCGCACUGUUGACUCGCUUCGAGCGGCUGGGCAAUCUCGCAGAUAUUGACCGGGCGAUUUCAGUGGAAGAGGACGCAGCACGCCUCCCUCCUCAUGACCAUCCUGACAAGCCGAGGUAUUUGAACAACGUUGGCACCGCACUGUUGAAUCGCUUCGAGCGGCUGGGCAAUCUCGCAGAUAUUGACCGGGCGAUUUUAGUGCGAGAGGACGCAGUACGCCUCGCUCCUCAUGACCAUCCUGACAAGCCGAGGUAUUUGAACAACCUUGGCACCGUACUGUUGACUCGCUUCAAGCGGCUGGGAAAUCUCGCAGAUAUUGACCGGGCGAUUUCAGUGGAAGAGGACGCAGUACGCCUCAUUCCUCAUGACCACCCUGACAAGCCGACAUGUUUGAGCAACCUAGGCAGCUCGUUAUUUACCCGCUUCAAGCAUCUCCACGAUGUUGCUUCUCUCAAUAAUGCUAUAUUGGCUUUCUCUGCCGCCGCCCGUUCAUCAGCAGGUCCCUCUUCCGUUCGUCUUCGGGCAGCCUUGCAAUGGAUUCGUUGCGCUCAUCUUAUUCCCUCCGAAUCUCUUCUUAAUGCCUACGCCUUAGCCAUUGACCUAAUCCCUCAGGCAGCAUGGCUUGGUCUCCCCCUCCAAGACCGUCACCGCGAACUCCUAGUACGAGCGGCAGAUGUUGUACGAGAUGCAGCAGCCGAUGCUCUGGCACGUGGGUACUACAACACAGCUGUUGAAAGGCUCGAGCUGAGCCGUUCAGUUGUUUGGAGCCAGCUGUUGCAGCUUCGCACCCCCCUCGAUGAGCUGCAGAGUCGUGAUUCAACGCUUGCGAAUAGACUCCGUCAAGUCUCGUAUGAAUUGGAACAGGGUAGUGGCAAUGACAUGAUUAGAAUUGAGAUGAAGAAUGAUAUUAAGUUAUCCCUGGAGGAACAGGUUGGGCGAUACUAUGGACUCGCAAUGGAGCGCGAAACGAUUCUCUCAGAGGUCCGGUGCCUUCCCGGUCUUGAAAGAUUUUUGCUGCCAAAGACUGUUUCACAACUCGCUCCUUCGGCACAUUCAGGACCCGUCGUGAUCCUCAACGCUAGCCAGUACGGAUGCGACGCAUUGGUUCUCCUGGCUGAAUCAGACGAUGUGCUUCAUGUCCCUCUCGCUGAUAUCACAUACGACCAAGUGCAGAAAUUGCAGGAAUCCCUCAAUCAACUACUUUCCGAGAAUGGCCGUGUCCUUUCGCCGAUGGACAGGGCUAUUGAAUUUUCACCAAUAAACCGAAGUCCUGAUGAAUCAUUUAAGCUCAUUCUCUCGGUAUUGUGGAAGAAGGUUGUACGACCGGUGUUGGAUGCCCUUGCUCUUUCGACUCCAAAUGCGGGAGAACUGUCUCGGGUUUUCUGGUGUCCCACUGGUCCAUUUUCAUUCCUCCCCAUCCAUGCUGCAGGUCUUUAUGACGACGCCGAUACAGGACCGAAGCUCUCGGAUUUCGUCAUCUCGUCUUAUACACCCACCCUCAGUGCUCUCGCCCUACCAUCGCAUGAAGGCACUACUGCAAAUACCAUGUGCCUUGCUGUUGUCCCUCAGCCGGCAUCAGACGGGCUGACUCGGCUGCCAGGUGCACAAAUAGAGAUUGGACAUAUCAAGACGAUGCUUCAAAGCUCUCCAUCUACCCCCGUCUCACUCGUGGAGUCCAUCGGUACCGUGGACGAUGUACUGACCAAGAUGAAGGAAUCAGACUGGAUCCAUAUCGCGUGCCACGGAGUGCAAAACGCCCACAGUCCCCUCGACAGUGGAAUUGUGCUUGCUGGUGGCCGUCACUUGAUGCUUAGGGACGUUAUCAAGUUGGCGCGUCGUCGUGGAGGACUUGCGUUCCUCUCCGCCUGCCAGACCGCUACGGGCAAUGAAGACCUUCCCAAAGAGGCCGUUAAUCUUGCUACAGGCAUGCUGCUCGCUGGUUAUGGCGGAGUAGUUUCCACGAUGUGGUCGAUAAAGGACAGUGACGCGCCUGAGGUGGUGAAGAGCGUGUAUGAACAACUGUUCCAGGAUGGCAAUCUGCCCGACUACAGGCAGGCUGCAAAGGCAUUGCACUACGCGGUCAAGCGUCUUCGCGAGGAGCAUAACGUGCCUUUUGUGUCAUGGGCUUCGUUCGUACAUAUCGGUCUGUGA